UUAUUCUGCGCGACAAUAUUUCUUUCCAUUGAUCUUGAAAUUAUAGGAAAACAAAAUGAAGUUUAAGGCAGAUCAGUUAGAACUUCUAAAAGACUUUGUCAAUCUUAUGAAGUUAAAUCCUGCAGAAAUUCACAAUCCUGACUUAAAGUUCUUCAGAGAUUGGAUUGAAAGUUUUGGAGGAAAUUUACCGCCUCCACCUGAACAAUCAAAUGCAAAUGAGAAUGAAAAUGAACCUGAGGUUGAAGCGAUGGAGGAAGAUGAGAAGCCUGAGGAACCAAAACCCAGUGCUAGUCCAACCACUGUUACCGAGGACAACGAUUCUGAAAGUGAUGAAAGUCCCGAAAGUGAUAUAGAUAUUGAUAAUGAAGGUGUGGUUGAACCAGACACUGAUGAACCACAACCAAUGGGUGAUAUGAGUCUUGAGGUGUCAGAGGAUGAUAUGUCUGAGGCAAGUGAAAAGCGAUCUGCUGGAGUUAUGGCAAUGAAUGAAGGGGAACUGGAUAAAGCUAUUCCCUUAUUGACUGAAGCUGUUUUGAAAAAUCCUCGUUCAGCCCCGACUUACGCCAAGCGAGCGAGUUGUUAUAUACGUAUGGGUAAGCCAAAUGCAGCGAUCCGAGAUUGUAAUCGAGCAAUUGAAAUCAAUCCCGAUUCAGCCCAUUCAUACAAGUGGAGAGGUAGAGCGUACAUGUUACUAGGUCAGUGGGAGAAUGCGAAACGCGACCUGGCAACAGCAUGUAAAAUUGACUGGGAUGAGCAAGCUGACGAGUGGUUGAAAGCAGCUAAACCUAAUGCGUUGAAGAUUGAAGCGCAUAAAAGAAAGCAGGAACGAAAGAGAGAGGAGAAAGAAUUAAAAGAAAGAAGGAAAAGAGUAGAAGCCGCUAAAAAGGAGCGUGAAAGACAACAGCGCGAAGAGGAGGAAAGACGAAAAGCGGAAUCGAGCUUUCCUGGAGCUGCUGGUGGCUUCCCAGGCGGGUUUCCUGGAGGUGCUGGCGGGUUUCCAGGAGGUCCUGGUGGAUUUCCAGGAGCAGGAGGAUUUCCAGGUGCAGGAGGUUUUCCAGGAGCAGGAGGAUUUCCUGGUGGUUUCCCUGGUGCUGGCGGUUUUCCGGGUGCAGGAGAUGCUGGUGGUUCUGCAGGUGGUGCGGCAGGUGGAAUGCCUCCAAACAUGGCGGAUGUGUUAAAGGAUCCCGAAAUUAUGGGAUAUUUACAGGACCCAGAGGUACAAGCGGCCUUACAAGAUAUUAUGUCCAAUCCUGGAAACAUGAGCAAGUACCAAGGCAAUCCGAAAGUCGCGAAGGUUUUCGAGAAGCUAAAUUCAAAAUUGGGACGUUAGCCAGUCUAUUUUACGAGCAACUUUUUUCCAAUGAGGAAGACUUAAAGUUAGGUAUCCAACGAUGAUUAUUAUUAUGUAAAAGCUCAAUAACUAUUCCCUUUUAGCCUUCUACGUGCACCAACCCGGGUUUAAUCUAAGUUAAUUGGGACCAAGACGAGUUAUUUAGUAAGCAAACACGCAUUAGUCCUGUUUCAAACUCGGGUUAAAAUACAACAGAACAGUAACUCCAAAAAACAUUUUGUAUUUUCGUUCAAUCGGCGAAAUGUAGUUUGAAUAAAAAACUACAAAUUGUUGUUUGGAGUUAACAAUACUCAGUGGUAUCCAUAAAAAGUAGUAAUAUAGUAAUAGUAAUAUAGGAUCUAAAAUCGCGAUUUUUGCUUUUGUGAGGUUUUGCAUACCGGUAUAUGGAGUAGGAUAAAUAAUUUCGUACGAUAAUUUUCGAUUUUCGUUUGUUACAAAUUCAUAUUAUUGCAUGUUAACGCAAAAUCUAUCAGAUUAAAACAUUGAUAAAGAUAAUUGCCAUUUGAACAAAAAUCGCAACACUAUAUAUGAUUUUAGUGCUCUUAUGAUGCCUUCAUAUGAGCUGUCAUUCUUGGCAUAUAUUUCAUUUAGAUAGUUUGAUUUGCUUUUCGCCUGAUGUUGAAAACUCGUGUAAGCUUGCUUUAACACCUAAAUACAAU
Messenger RNA from Dendronephthya gigantea, 2010 nucleotides. RefSeq names its product hsc70-interacting protein-like. The coding region runs from base 56 to 1330 and encodes 424 amino acids. Gene Ontology annotation, molecular function: protein dimerization activity; Hsp70 protein binding. The transcript has 13 exons. NCBI's taxonomy places the organism in Eukaryota, Metazoa, Cnidaria, Anthozoa, Malacalcyonacea, Nephtheidae. The record is from RefSeq and is a predicted model, not a curated record.